UUUGCAAUACACUUACACUUGCACUUGCAAGGGAAUUUAGGAAGUCGGGUGUCUUUACUUACCGACGAAUAUAAAUUACAAUUAUUUUGCAACAUGAAAACGUUGACCAAAGUCCUGCUCACGAGUGUUGCUGUGGCUCUGCUCGCUGUUAAAUGGAACGCUCCCACGUUCAAUGCGGAAAUCCUCCAAGGUGCCAGGGUCUUGGUGACCGGGGCCAGCACUGGUAUUGGUGAACAAAUGGCGUAUCACUACGCCAAGUUUGGCUCCCAGAUCGUCAUUACAGCAAGGAGAGAACAAGUCUUACACCAGGUGGCGGAAAAGUGCCUGAGCUUGGGAGCUCAGAAGGCCCUGUACAUAGCAGCGGACAUGAGCAGUGACUCUGACCCGGAUAGAGUGGUUGAUUUCGCUCUGGACCAGCUCGGAGGUCUGGACUACCUCGUUCUCAACCACAUAGGACCAAGCCCCUUCAACAUGUGGGAAGGAGAUAUACAGCACGUCGAGUGGCUGAUGAAGGUCAACUUCUUGAGUUACGCUCAGAUGGCCUGGAAAGCUCUCCCCUCCCUUGAGCAAAGCAAAGGCUCACUCGUGGUUGUUUCGUCUCUUCUAGGUAAAGUAACCAGUCCCUUUGUGGCUCCGUACACGUCAACCAAAUUUGCCUUGAAUGGUUUCUUUGGGGCUCUAAAUCACGAGUUGGCCAUGAAGAGUAGCAACGUAACGAUCACGAUGUGUACACUGGGCCUCAUUGACACUGACUCAGCCAUGGAUAAAAUCAAGAAUGUCAGUCACGUACCAGCCUACCCUGCCAGUGAAGCGGCAUUGAACAUCAUCAUGACAGGAGCCACUAGAGAGCGGGAGCUCUUCUACCCUUGGUAUACCUACAUCAUCACCCUUAUUAAAGACUUCUUUCCCGACACCAGAGACUACGUAAUGCAAAAGUCCUACAACUACAGCCCAUGAAAAAAGAUUUACCGUAAUUUCUUGUGUAUAAUGCGCAUCCAUGUAUAAUAUCCAUCCAUCCAUUUUCUGAGCCGCUUCUCCUCACUAGGGUCGCGGGCGUGCU
This is a messenger RNA of Phycodurus eques (leafy seadragon), 1060 nucleotides long. RefSeq names its product hydroxysteroid (11-beta) dehydrogenase 1-like a (gene hsd11b1la). The transcript has 6 exons. Lineage: Eukaryota; Metazoa; Chordata; Actinopteri; Syngnathiformes; Syngnathidae. Gene Ontology annotation, molecular function: oxidoreductase activity. Gene Ontology annotation, cellular component: intracellular membrane-bounded organelle. The coding region runs from base 94 to 957 and encodes 287 amino acids. The record is from RefSeq and is a predicted model, not a curated record.